Molecule: messenger RNA, 324 nt
Organism: Trichomonas vaginalis G3
Lineage: Eukaryota; Parabasalia; Trichomonadida; Trichomonadidae
Exons: 1
Coding region: 1-324 (107 amino acids)
Source: RefSeq, a predicted model, not a curated record
AUGGGAAAGAAUAAAAAGAAGAAAAAGGAAACACCUGCCAAAGAUAAGCAAUUUGAAGAAUACAAAGCAGCAUUCAAUAGCGAAGAAGACCGUAUUGGCCAUUCAACAACAGUGAUUCUUGCUGUUUGCGUUGGUCUUUAUUUUAUGGCUAACAUGAACAAAUUUACAGCACUCUGGUAUUCUCCACAUAACCCAGGAUGGAGAAAUGCUUUCAAUUUUGUUGCUUUACUAUCAUCUUGCAUGGCUUUUGGCUACUUUUUAUCCAAGAGCAUUGCCUUCGGUCUCCGCCUUUCAAAAAGGAACAGAAACAAAAAAGCCCAAUAG